Molecule: messenger RNA, 6896 nt
Organism: Myxocyprinus asiaticus (Chinese sucker)
Lineage: Eukaryota; Metazoa; Chordata; Actinopteri; Cypriniformes; Catostomidae
Gene: sst3b
Product: somatostatin receptor type 5
Exons: 1
Coding region: 2101-3549 (482 amino acids)
Biological process (GO): neuropeptide signaling pathway
Cellular component (GO): membrane; neuron projection
Molecular function (GO): somatostatin receptor activity; neuropeptide binding
Source: RefSeq, a predicted model, not a curated record
CAUUUCAUAAUAACAUAUAGGCCUGACCUACAGGAAAGAACAGUUUAUGUUUCAUCUAUCUAAUAUUGUGUUGUUCAUACUAUACAAUGAUUUAUUGCUUGUCUUUGUUGAAUAAUACAGAUGAUAAAGAGCUUUAAAAAUAAUCGCAUAUUAAAUCGCAAUUGCAAUAUUGGUAAAAAAAAUCGCAAUUAGAUUAUUUUCCAAAAUCGUUCAGCCCUACAACAGAUACAGACACAUGCGCACACUUCCAUAAAGUGUUGCAAAUGACACAAUAAAAUCUCCAUACACUUUCAAUCUACUUAUAAAUGUGUUAAUUGAACAUUUUGUAAUAAACAACAAAUAUACUGCAUUUUGUUACUUGUAAUAGUUUUAUAGUGUAUAUAAAUUAUUUUAAAUUAUUGUCGUUAAUUAUGACACAAUUAUGCCAUUUGCAAUGCUUCAUUUUAAGUACACUUUAAAGUUACAACUUUUUAUAUAUAUAUAUAUUUUGCUUCAAACCAAAGUUUUUAAUGUUGUGACUCAUCUUCAACACAAUGUUUUAUAAUGUCAUGGAGAAACUGAAUUGGGAAAAUAAUGCUGGAGCAGGAACAAGACUGUUGUACAAGCGGUCGCUCUUUGUUUUGUCUAUUCAAUUUAUUGCAAAGGUCAGCUCAGAAUCACAAUGCCAGAAUAACAGGCAAAAUAAUGAUGUGCUGCCUUUGAUUCUCUGGUCCAAAUACUCAUAUUGGUGCUGUUUAUAGAGCACUCCAGAACACAAUGGAUGAAAAUCAGAAGUCUGACUUUUUAACAGGAAAACACAGCAAGUGGCACAUAGGCCUCUUCCGUGCACAAAACCUGCCAUCCUAAUAAAGUGGUUUGUACACGGAGUCACGCACUCGCUCACUUUGUCUGUAUCGCUGCCGCUGCUGUAGCGCACUAAUUAUCUACAUUAGUAUGAGUAUGCUAGCAGAGACGAGAAGUGCGUCACUGAAGUGCACCUGAAAGAAUAAACAGCGGGUAGCGUUCAUGUACCUCAGACAUGCUUCUGUGCUGCUGCGCUACAGGCUUCAUAUUCACUGUUUGAGUCAACAAAUGAUAAAUACAAUAAGAUGAUUUAAUGAUAAUGUUAAACGUAUAAGAACAGACAUGUCUUCAGUCUCAGCACAUUUCGUUAGGGUUGCGGUUAGCGCAUGACGAUUCCACCCUUUGCUUCAUUUGCGUUUGGAGGGGCAUUGGGAUAAUUUGAUGGGUUAGGACCCCCCCUAGAUCUGGCCCUGAACGAUCCUGUAGGUCCAUCCAAUGCAAGUGAAUGGUGACCAGAACUUUGAAGCUCAAAAAACACAUAAAGACAGCAUAAAAGUAAUCCACAAGACUCCAGUGGUUAAAUUAAUGUCUUCAGAAGUGAUACGAUCACUUUAGGUGAGAAACAGAUCAAUAUUUAAGUCCUUUUCACUAUAAUUGUUUGCUUCAGGUCGCUCUCAGUUGACGCUGCCUCUCGCGUGGUGUAAGCGAGCUGCAUUUCCGGUUGUAUCCUGUCAGUUCUCACGUGAACUUGCAAACGUAGUUAUGUCACACGAGAGGCAGCGCCAACCCAGUCCCUUCGUGGAUGUGCAUCGGAGAGCAUACGAAAGUAAACAGUUAUAGUCAAAAAUUGUAUCGCUUAUUAAUUUAAUGACUGAAUGGAUUACUUUUACUAUGAUUGUCUGUGCUUUUUUUAGCUUUAAAUUGUUGGUCACCAUUCACUUGCAUUGUAUGGACCUACAGAGUUGAAAUAUUAUUCUAAAAAUCUGUAUUUGUGUUCAGCAGAAUAAAGAAAGUCAAACACAUCUGGGAUGGCAUGGGUGUGGGGAGAUGAGAUGAGAGAAUUUUACUUUUGGGUGAACUAUCCCUUUAAGAAACUAAUAUUUACUGAAAAUCUUCUGAUCCUCCUCACCAUAAGAAAUACUGGUUUGGAAUGAAAUGAUGGUGAAAAGAUAAUGACAGAAUUUGUAUAAAAAUGCAUAAUCUUUCAUUGUAGUUGCAUGUAAUAAUCAGUGUUUUCUCAUUGUCUCACUUCAUAGUUCAAAUGGGUGGUUGCUGAGGGUGAUCUGAGUGGUUUAAGGACUCUAUAAUCUUGUCCCGAUGGAGAUCCAUAGAAUAACAUCAACUCUUGGCUUCAUCGCACAACCCUCUGCAACAGAAACAUUCUCAGCAUCUCCCAGCCAAACUUUAGUGUCUGUUUCAUUUCCAAGUGAGAAUGAAUCCCUGCAGAACUGGACAAACAGCAACAGGGUUGUUGACCAUGUGCCGGGCGUCGCUGGAAUCCUCAUCCCUCUCAUCUACAUCACCGUGUGUGUCGUCGGCCUGGUCGGAAACACCCUCGUCAUCCACAUUGUGCUGCGAUAUUCUCAAGCAGAAUCGGUUACGAAUAUCUACAUCCUCAAUCUGGCCAUUGCAGAUGAACUCUUCAUGCUAGGUCUGCCGUUCCUCGCCGUGCAGAAUGGUCUUCUCUCCUGGCCCUUCGGCUCAUUGAUGUGUCGCCUGGUCAUGACGGUAGAUGCGAUUAACCAGUUUACAAGCAUCUUCUGUCUGACUGUGAUGAGCAUUGAUCGCUACCUGGCUGUGGUGCAUCCUCUCCGUUCCUCUAGGUGGCGCCAGCCACGUGUGGCAAAAGCUGUGAAUGCCACGGUAUGGGCAGUUUCCUUUGUGGUUGUCCUGCCUGUGGUGGUGUUUGCCGAUGUUCUGCAAGACGAUGGAAACUGCAGCAUCGUAUGGCCCGAGCCAGCAGAAGUUUGGAAAGCAGUUUUUAUCAUCUAUACCGCAACUGUUGGGUUUUUCGGCCCUCUGACGGUCAUCUGCCUAUGCUACCUGCUGAUUGUUGUGAAGGUACGCAGCUCUGGACGCAGAGUUCGAGCUACAUCCAUUCGACGCAGGAAAUCAGAACGCAAGAUCACGCGCAUGGUCGUGAUCGUCGUGGCAGUAUUUGUGUUCUGUUGGUUGCCGUUUUACAUACUAAACAUCGUAAACCUGCUAGUGCUGCUACCAGGAGAGUUCCGCGGUCUGUAUUAUUUUGUCGUGGUUCUGUCGUACGCCAACAGCUGUGCAAAUCCCAUCCUGUAUGGGUUCCUCUCUGACAAUUUCAAGAGAGGCUUCAGGAAGGCUCUAUGUCGAUCAUCUAGACGUGUGGAGAGCCAGGACCAGCAACAUGGGACGGGAAUGGUUGCUUUACCGCUGGAGGAGAUACAACGAGAACUGGAUCCAAGAGACCAUCUGAGGGACCCAUGCCAGCUGACAGAAGCAGAGAAAGACAAGGACGAGCUAAGAAAGCUUAGCUACAUGGAGGACACCAAUGAAAUAGUUGAACUCCACAGGAUGGCUCACAACAGCUGCAGUAAUGGAUGCCAGGAGGAUACAAAGAAUUUGAAUGCCAUUGCAGGUGGUACCAGAAAAGCUGUGGAUGUAGGGUAUGAGGGCACCAUCAACCCGACCAUUGAACCCAAAGCUGUCUUCAAUGGCGCUCAAAGAUGCCGUGAACAUCUGCCUGAGAACAGCGAUGACAAACACGCAGUUCUGGAAAUCAGUUAUUUGUAAAUUGGACAAACUUUGAAUUGCUGGGCUACAUGAAAGAUGGCAAUGACGUGAUGGAACUCCACUAUUUGGUACCAAGAAGGCACUAGGAAGGUAGAUGGCAUUGAAGAUAUUACCAGUAGAGCUGUGGAUGGAAAUUGUGAAAGCUCCAUCAGCUUGACCUCUGAACACACAGCUGUCCGCAAUAGAGCACAAACAGGACAUAAACACCUGCCUGAAAUUGGUUAUUUGUAACGUGGACAGACUUGGAUCCAUUGAGGGGUUUUCAUUUAUGACUAUUAAAUGCAAAUGGACAUGGCAACACUGUUCAUUAAACACUGCCAACUAAGAAAAAUCAGUGCCACAGGAAUACAUGGUCUUUGCUCAGACUCUUUACAAUACUAAAUCCAUUUUUAUAAACCCAAUCCAAACUACAUUUGUAUUUUUGGAUAUAUUAAAUCUGAAAUCAAUAGCAACCAGUGUAGAUGAACUGGAUAGCAUCUACACUGUCUGAACAAACGGAUCCCAUUUCCAGAUUGAUCUCACAGUGAAUUUGGCAACAGCAUGUCGUAAGUUCUUCAGCUGAAAUCAGGAGGAUAUAGCUGCAGGCAGAACUCCAAAAAAAGGGGCGGGAGCUCCAAACCACCAGCAAAGAUAUAGGUAGCCCCUUACCUAACCUUUUCCCUAACCUUAACCGUGAGUAGGAACACAUUCGACGCAUCCGCACUACAACUGCUUUGUCACACUCUUUUAGUAUAGUCAAUGAUCAGCGCAUGCGCAGACGACGUGCUCAGACGAGGACUGCGUCCGCUGGUCAAGAAAAUCUAGGCAGUGCGCGAUCAAGCCGCGCGGCUGUGCUGAUGAUGCAAUUUGAUUCACACAUACUGUAUGCGGAGUGAUCCACAAUGUGGAUACCCAAAGUAUAUUUUUGGCCUUAAGUGACGGCCUCUAUUGGAGCUGCCGCAAAUCCCUUUUGGAGUAACCCUGUGUAAUGGGAGCCAGCUGAUAAAUAGCUGUGCAAUGUGUAUAAAUCUCACUCUCCUGACCUCAAGAGGUGUGCUAGCGACUGACGCUAGGGGCUGUAGCCUUUAGCCUCCUUGAUAGCACACCUGCCUCCCACGCCGGUUCGAGUCCCAUACAGAGUGGGUAGAACAAGAGUGUCACACCCACCCUCUUUUGUAGAUUCCGUCCCCAUUUGGAGGUCUCAGCCCUGCAGCUAUACCUACCUGGAAAUCAGUUCGAAAUUCAAAUCACUGUCCCAGUGGCCCAGGUUGGAUGUGUUGUUGAUGUUAGGACACAUGUGAGCUCCAGUUUCCGAAUGAAGUGUCCUCAAAGUGGCGCCAAAAGCCAGUAUUAUUAGUUGUAAAUUAUGUAAUAAUGCAUAUUUUAUUCACCAUAUACCCAAACCCUAAACUUUACCCUCAGUGGAAUAGGAAUGUAGUCUUGUGCCCUAGGUAUACUUCCAUUUUGAUGUGAACGCCCCGCGUCUGCGUACAGUUGAAAGCGAGCCUGUCAAAUUACAAUUCAUAUAACUGUGAGCGCAUUUACAGGCGGUUGGCGCAUAAAAGCUACGACUGCUGAGACACUGGACUUUCUCUUCAAGAGUUUAAACCCAUAAAGAUGUCUUUAUAUUCCCUCAGAAUGGAGUUUUAUAAAUGCAGGUAUCUCCAGAUCUCCUCACACACGCACUCUUGACUUGCACAUCCACUGUUGUUGUUUUUACCUUCAUCUCCUGAUGUUUAGCGGUGAUUACAUCUUCUAGCGCUUCUUUGUGACAGCAAAGGCUCAAAAUAAGUGUUGCUACCUUGUGGACCCACUAAUUGGUGCAAAUAACUCCCAUUCAAGCGCAUGCCCAUUCUGUGCAUAAAGACAAGCGGUUGGAAAAAUUGGGAUGGGCGCAUUCAGUGCUCAGGCACUCUGCUGAUGACUAAAUUUGCGCCACGCGUCCUGUACGCUGACCCUCAGCGUUUGCGUCUGACCGAAGUAUACUUUGGGCUUUAGAGGGAAAAUGCAACCUCCGAUUCGCACUCAUCAUUGAUAAUGUGAACAUGUUUACUUCCUGGUUUCAGGGGACCAGACCUCGUGUCUAUGUCGCACCACAGGAAAAGCUAAACACGUCAAUUGAUGUAAAGAUGUCUGAUGGGAGAUAGCGCUUGUCAGUUACUCGGCAGAAUAGACCUUUUCACACUCCAGGUUUUGGAACGCAGAAGUAAACUUUUGCAGGGUAAACUUCGACAGUGGUGAAUGGGAGUGAAUGGGAGAACACAGCAAGUAUUAAUUUCACUUAGCCAUUUGCUCCCAGAACAAAAGAAAAAAUCCACUAUUAUGUUUGAAUGACUUUCCAGAUGAAGAAAAAAAUUGAGCAGUGCAUUAAGAUUUAAGAGAAGAUGCCUAAUUUACUGUCACUCUCUCAGCAGCUGUCAAAUGUAUAGUGUAUAAAAAAAAAUAAAUUGAGAUUUACAUUGCUAAAUAAAGCGGAAAUGCGUCAUCACAGUCUGUGAUAAAGGUCUAUGGGUUCGAUGUCCGGAAGACUGGAAUAUUCGGUAGCAACAUGUCACUUGAAAAAUGACAGCGCAGUCAUUUCUAACAAUCAGACUUGCAAAACAAAUCUGAAUUUAGUGCAUUGUGCACAUAGCCAAAGAACACAGUUGUAAAACAUCACAUCAGUUUGAUUCUCAGCAGAUCAUGUAUCUGUAUGACAGCGGCGUGUAACAGAGCAUGAUACUGCUGUUCCUCAAGCUGCAGGCAAUGAUAGUAGCGUGUUUUGUUGUUUGUAACUUGUCCUGUGUGUUUACUGACAUUUAAGAGCUCAAAGAGAGUUCAGUACAGGGCCUCUAAAACACAUGCAUGAAUGUGAUGCAUCUCACAUGUACAUUAAAAGCUAUUCGUGUUCUUUGAAAGUUGUCAUGUUGUCAUCACCAACUGUGUGUUUUUCAUCUUUUGUGUGUAGAGACAUCAAACUAAACAUCCCUUACAAAUGUAAAUAAUUAUAAUAUGCUACAAAUUCAUUGUACAUCAGCUGAAUUUAAAUGAUGGAACAAACUGGCUUAGAGUUGCCACAUUACAAUAAAAAGAACUUCAACAACAAAAAAAUUGUUUAUGCAACACUUGGCAUGAUAAAUACAUGAAAGACUGUAUUUAAUAUUUGACUUCCUGCUGUUGCAAAGUCAAUUUUAUAGCUGAGAUAAAACCAAACAAAUGUACUUUGUAAUCCUAAUAUUCUCAUGAGCAAACUGUGACAUUAGAGACGUUCAACAGCAGGAACACAGUCACUCCGGCACAGUGUCUCCGAUCCAUUUGAGAUACGGCGGGUUUCCCUGAUCGAUGGGUAAACUGAUGACCUCUGCCACUUCAUACGGAUGAUUCGACCU